ACCAUGUGAGUAGGUGUUAAAUUGGCAGUUUAUGUUGAAACUUGGCUUUGCCAAUACUAAGUAAGACUUAGUGUUUAUAUUUGCUAAUAACCUGCAAAAUAGAAAUAAAUAGUAUUUCUGUGGCUUAACAAAUUUUAAAUUGGAAAGUUUGUUGUUUAAGAGCUUACUGCCAGAUAUAUUUGGAACCUCUUCAAGUUGAUCAGAAUUGUAACGUCUCAGUCACCGACUCUGCUGAGUAGCUGAGUUUGGAAACAGCCUACCUUUGCAAUGUGUGUUGGUGCAGAGGCAAAAUCAGAGCAGCAUAUGUUUUUCUUUUCAUAGCUCCCUAUACAGUCUUGGGCCACAGCUUUAUGAUGUGGGAAGUUUGGAAAUAGUCUCAUAAGGUGGCUGUUCUGUCCUGCUCUACUGCUAUUCCUGCAGCUUGUUGCUACCAGAGCAAUUGCUUGUGGACCUACACUUUGAACUCUGCUUUGGCGAUUCUACUGAUGUUGUUUUUUCCUUUAAGUUGGACCAGUUCCCUGACCUAUUUCUCAGCAUGGUCAUGCAAAAAGUUGUUCUAGCAUAACAGAGGAAGAAAUGCACCACAGCUGGUACUGCUUCUGGUCCUCAGGUGUGCUGAAUACAGCUUGUCAGACAGCAGAAAUCUCAGACUGAGUGUAACUCUUUGGUUUAUGUAUUUGCAUUUAAGUUUUAAAAUCUCAAUAUACAUUAACAAUUUAAAUGUUUACUCAUUGUAAGUGCCAGAUGCUACUGAGGUAGGAUUUGCUUAUGAAGUUGUUUUAGGAACAUGGAUGUGAGGGUUUGAUCUGGCUGUCUGAGGGAUGUACAGAGGUAGGGGGAUGAAUUUCGCUAGUGUAUCUCUUUCUUCAGCAGUUAUUCCUCAGGAUGGUCAAAUGACCAGAAACUUGUAGCAUGAACUCUGCCUCAAGGAUCUAGUGAUUCAAGACCAGUUUCAGUGUGAGAAAACAUGAAAUCAUCUCUUACUCUUCAGGAACACUGGCUGUGUAAAUAAAAACUUUGUUUCAGGUGUGAAUACAACACUAGUUUAUGAACGUGUUAUAUAUAGGACUUUUGCCUGUGUCUAAGCCACAUGUACUCUCAGAGCGCAAAAAUGAAACUGAUCUGGGAAAACAGUUCAAGUAAUGCCCAUGCAUUUGGGAUCUCUAAAGGUGAGGGUAGUGACUGCAGAGACUGAGGUCUAAAUUCCCAGUGGGAGACACACAGAUUAUGAUAUUCAUAAAUUUAGAGUCUUAUUUCACAGAAAGUACAGGAACUGCAAUGUACGAGCAUACAUGUUUUGUAGGGUUCAUUAAAAUUAAUUGCUAGUAAAAUAAGAUUUCUAAUAUGAGCAGAGAAUCAUAUCUUUAGUCAGUCCUUUGAUAAAUUUAGUAGCUCUCAAUUUGAUCAAGUAGAGGGUGUAUCCCCAGGCAUUCCUCUGACAGAGAGGACCCCCGGCAUCUGGAAGACUAUCCAAUUGCAUUGUAAAGAAACUUUAAGCAACAGUGGGUGACUGAAGAUGGAAGUCUGAGAGUGUUAAGAGAAAGAAAUGGUGUAAGAGAGGGCUUCAUUUUCUCUCAUGAGUAAAGUGAAAAUUACACCUGUCCUUAAGUAUUGUGAUUGGCGCCGUGAUAGAGAAAAAAAUGAUGAUCAUGAUGAAGUAUGCAGUGUGAGAAGUGAAGGUGGCAGUGUUCGAGGCUUCUCCAGAGGCAGAGGAAGAGGCAGAGGCAGGGGAAGAGGACGAGGCAGAGGAAACCCCAGAAGUAUGCAAAGAAUGAACUUUGAAUAUUCAGUUGGUUAUCACGAAUUGUAUGAUGAAGGGAUCGACCAAAUAUUUCAACCUGAGCUUAAUGCUACUGUGAUGUAUUAUUAUGGUGACGCAGCAGGAGUGCAGAUGUAUUCUGUGGAUGAAGCACUUCUCAAAGAAUAUAUAAAGCAUCAAAUUGAGUAUUAUUUCAGCGCAGAAAAUUUGGAAAGAGACUUCUUUCUGAGGAGAAAGAUGGACCAACAAGGAUUUCUACCUGUUUCAUUGAUUGCUAGCUUCCGGCGGAUGCAAGCUCUGACUACGAAUGCUGCACUCAUUUUAGAGGCCAUAAAGGACAGUACAGAAGUUGAAACUGUGGAUCAGAUGCUGAGAAAAAGGGUUGAUCCAGAAAAGUGGCCAAUUCCAGGUCCUCCUCCAUGCAGUCUGCCACCAACUGACUUUUCUCAGCUCAUCAAUUGUCCAGAAUUCAUACCAGGCCAAAGUUUUGGCUCACAUACUGAGUCUGCACCAAAUUCUCCAAGAAUGGAAAGCCUACUGAGUCCAAAGGAAAACACUGAAAUUAGUAAUUUUCAGACAAUAUCUAAAGGAUUGUCUACAAGUUUACCUGAUUUGGACUCUGAACCUUGGAUAGAAGUGAAGAAGAGGCAUCAUGCAUCCACCGUCAAACUAAAGGAAAAUAUUCCUAUGCCUGAUCAAACAUCAGAUCAACAGCAGCCACCCCCACCUUCAGAAGAGCAAGAACAAGAAGAACUUGAUUUUUUGUUUGAUGAAGAGAUGGAACAAAUUCAAUGUCAGAAGAAUAAAUUUACUGAUUGGUCAGACAGUGAUUCCGAUUACGAAAUUGAUGAUCAGGACGUCAACAAGAUUUUGAUUGUAACACAGACACCACCAUAUAUGAGAAAACAUACUGGAGAUCAUACUGUCAACCAUGUAUGCCAUGCAAAAAUUACAUCAGGACUUGCUAAAGUUAUUAAUGAUGGCUUAUACUAUUAUGAGCAGGAUUUGUGGAUGGGACAGAGUGAAAAUGAUGCCAUGAUGAAGCAAGAGAUUGAGAACUUUAAGAAGCUAAAUCUCAUUAGUAAAGAAGAAUGUGAUAGUCUUGCACCAGAACGAAUUGCUGAUCCAACCCAGGAAGUUCCUCCAGAGUUACAGAAAGGUUUGGCAGAGGAGCUGACUUGUAAUUCGUUAAAUUUUGAAGUACCUCCAAAAGCAGCAGUAGCUCAGUCACUGCCAACUGCAGUUCCAGAUUCCUCCCGUGUUCACCCUGGCUUCACCCCACGAACACCUCGCACCCCGAGGCUGCAGGAUCCCAACAAAACACCUAGGUUCUACCCUGUUGUUAAAGAAGCACAAUCCAUUGAUGUAAAGACUCCAAGAAAAAGAAAAACACGGCACAGUACAAAUCCUCCCUUAGAAUCCCAUGUUGGCUGGGUGAUGGACUCCAGAGACCACAGGCCAAGAACUUCCUCUGUGGGGAGUUUCAAUACUUCGCCUUCAGAAGGAACUCCACUAGCAGGGAGUUAUGGGUGUACCCCAAAUUCUCUUCCAAAAUUUCAACAUCCUUCUCAUGAACUGUUAAAAGAAAAUGGCUUUACUCAACAGGUGUACCACAAAUACCGUCGAAGGUGUCUAAUGGAGAGGAAACGGUUGGGAAUUGGCCAGUCCCAGGAAAUGAACACACUUUUUCGUUUCUGGUCCUUUUUUCUGAGAGAUCACUUUAACAAGAAAAUGUAUGAAGAAUUCAGGCAACUUGCUCUGGAUGAUGCAGAAGAACACUACAGGUAUGGAUUGGAAUGCUUGUUUAGAUUUUACAGCUAUGGCCUAGAGAAGAAAUUCAGGCAAGAAAUAUUCCAGGAUUUCCAAGAAGAAACAAAGAAAGACUAUGAAGCUGGUCAGCUAUAUGGACUGGAAAAAUUUUGGGCUUAUCUAAAAUACUCUCAGCACAAGACUCCAGCGGUUGACCCCAAACUGCAAGAAUACCUUAAUAAAUUUAAGAGACUGGAGGACUUCCGAGUGGACCCUCCUAUUAGUGAAGAAUCUGGCCGAAAGAGACCAGUUGCCGCAACAGAUGAGGAUUCAGGUCAUCGGAAAUAUCAGCCUAAUUCUUGUAGGCCACUUCUGGCCACUAAACCAACAGCUGCUUGUCAGACCCAGGCACCAGGAAACAUUACAGGUGGGAAUACUGUGCCAGCAUCCAUAGGCUGUAACAGUGCUGCCAUGAAAUCUAUAGAAAGUGAUGUACCAGAAAAAUAGACUGAAGACAAGCUUGAACCCUUAAGAAUCAACUUUUACAUCACUCUCUCAGUUUGGAGAUCUUCAAGGCGAGCCAAUCUAAUAAGUGAUUAAAAAUGUUAUGGAAGACAGAGGAUUGGAUUCACUUUUUCACAGGAUUUAGUUCUAAAACAUUUACCCUAGGAGAAUUGCUCUUGCUUUUGGGAUCAUCGGAAGGAUCCUGGGGAAGAUUCUUUAGCUUCAGUAUUGCUUUCUUCAAGCUUUUGUUUACAAACAACUGCAUUCCUUGCAUACGCAAAAAAUACUUUGGGGAUGCCUUACAUUUCAGCUCAUAUUUCUUAAAAAAGGUAUGAUACACCCAUGGUAUUUACUGUGCUUUCUUUACCCAGAUUUUCCCAUUAUUUGUAUUUUACCAAAGCAAAAGAUUACGUUAUAUAUAGAAUCUUAAAUGUAAAGGAAGGAGCUACACGAUUGGUUUGCUCUUUAACUAUUAAAAGUAUGCUUUUGUGCAAAAGUACACUUGAGAAUGUGCAGCUAAGUCUGAAACUGCAUUUCUGGAUUCUAUUUAGAGACAUAGUUUCUAUUUUUUUCAGGGUCUCCACAGUAUUUUAUUGAGUAUGGAGUUUGAGUGGACAUAACUGGGAUAGUUUUGCAGGUAUUUCCUUCAGUGCUGAUUCUUAAUAACUCAAGCAGCAGAAAAAUACAGGGAAAAACAGAUCUGGUGAUUUUGUAGGGUCUUUAAUUAACAAGCAGUAUCUACAGUUUGUGCAGGUUGUUAAAAUAGCAAAGUAUUCACAUUCUCAGCUUGAAAGGUGUCUUCGUUGGAAUUCACUGAUGGGUUUCAAGUGCUCCAGCAAGAGACAUCAUUUUUAAAAGUUUCUUUUUUUUUUUUUUUCCCUAUUUCAAGUUAAUAAAAAUGCGUUUGGAGGGAAACCAGGUAUUCCUUGUAAACUUCAUUUUUUGCUUUAUUUUGCAGCAUUGGAAUGAAGUUCUGCUCAAACUGUGCUAGCUAAGCCCAAAUGAUUUCAAACAGGUCUCAGUACUAUUUCACCGAAUGUAAAUUGCUCAGACAAAUCCAUUUCUGUAGCUGAAAAAUGGGGAGGCUUUUAUCCCAUGAUUUCUUACUAACUUUGUCCCUUUUUUAAGACUGAAAAAGAACUUGUCUCUUUCAAGGGUGAGAAUUAUUCCAUCUUUUUGUUAGUUAGCUGCAGAAAAGACUUCAGUUAACUUCUGAAGUAAAAAAAGUGACAUAAAGCACAAAUGCCUUAACCCACCAAGAUCUCCCACCUGAGUACGCAGCCAUGUGUGGGGUUUUAAACUUGUCUCAGAGGUGGUAACAACUCCAUUAAUUUUACCCAGUCUUUUGUAAGUGGCCUUCUAAAUGAAUUUAAAUGAACACAUUCCAGUAUUUCAAGUAAUAAUAUCCUAUAAAUAUGUGGAAGCAAUGCAUCUCAGUGUCAUGUUUGAUGUGACCCAUGCCUUUUGCUAUUCAAGAAAAUGAUGUGAAUGUAAACUUGGAUUGAAAUUGUAUAUACAAGUAAUAGAUUUAAAAUAAUUCCUUUCAGUUUUUCAUUGGGAAAUGUGCAGAUUAAGCUUUCAGUGUGUGCAAUUUUGUGUUAUCUUGCAAAAUUUUAUAACAGCAGCAAACUGAACAGUGUUGUGUAUCAACCUUUUUUUCCCCACCCCAAAGUGUGAAGAAAAAGGACUUGAAAGAGUGUGCCACAGAUUUGCUUCUGUACUCCUGUUGUUUCUGGUGCGCUAAGGUCUCAGGGACACACAGCCUGUUGAUGGCUGAAGUGAUUCUUGGAGUGUGAGCCACCUUUCUUCAAUAUUAUUUUUCUUCAUGUGACCUGUCAAAGAUGACAGGUGAAUGAGAAAUAUGGCGGAAAGCAAGGAGAGUGAAUACUUGACCUGCUGGGCUGUCCUGUAGGCCUCACUAUUAGUCUCACUUUAUGUGGACAAAAAUCCACCCAGCUCCAUCUGCCUUUCAGGAGCGCCUUCAUUCACUUCCCUGAGGUUUGAAUCUUCUUCCCUCUCUCCCCUUGCAGACAGGCAGCAAAAAUGAUACUUGCAUUACUGGUGUUUGCAUGCUGAGCUGAGAACAAGCCCACUGAAUUUUAGAAUAGACCCCAGAGACUUUCCUGGCUAAGCAGCUUGUUUCUCUCUAUGGCUUUUAAAGCAAUGAAGCAUCUUUCAAUAGCUGGCAUACCUGUUGCAGGGACAUAAUGCUUUCCAAUGCAUCUUAGGUCCACUUGAGCCAGUCUUCAAUUUGUCUUUCUUAAGACUGGUUGUAUUCUAACAGUAGACUAUUACUAAAUGCUUAGCAGGUCUUAGACCUUUCCUUGUUUAGGUUUGUCUUCAUUUCUUGUAUUGAGAGGUUACAAUAUCCCUUUGCAACUUAUACUUCCACAAACUCCACUAUGAAAAUGCAGUAAACAGUCCAAUUCCAAAACCUAACCCCAUGAUGGGCUUUACAGCUUUUAACUUGUCAGGUAUCUUUGUUGUAUGACCCAAGUAACAAAAGAAUUCAGAGUACAAUUUAAAUGGCAAUUUUAUACUGUUUUAAAGAAAUUUAAUCAUUUCUGUUACCAGUACUAAGGUUGUGCUGUGGUUAGAACCUUCAAAGCUGAUUGAGAUUUCUUUCUAGUAAAAUAUGUAAAAGCUCAGGGCAGUGAUUUCAUCCCUGUUAAAUGGGGGCUGGAGUCAGCCAAGAGAAAGGGAGUUUUUAUACCAACAGUAAUUGAAUGGUUGUGGUCUAGUGACAAAUCCCAACUGGCCACAGGAACUCCACACUGAGAAGGUGCUUUAUUGUCAGAUGCCUAGAGAGCGUUAAUGUGUAGGCUUUGGUGAGAGGUUGGUAAAAUAUGAUUGUCACAAAAAGGAGAAAGUGAACUUUGUAAGCAGAAUGGGACAAUUCAAUUUGUGAAUCUUUCAGGAAGGCUGAAGUGCCAGACACAACCUUUCUAGAACAGGUUAAAGUUGCUGCCUUCUGGUACAGGAAAAUAUACACAAAACCACAAGAAUCUGCAAAGGGAAAGGGCGAGGAACACUUCGGGUUUGGUUUGGGGUUUUCUUUGUGUUUUUAAGUUCACAUAAACACCUUCUUCACCUGCACUUGAACCAACCUUGGCACGUGUUCUUGCAAAAGCAAGCUUAAGGCCCUAUCUAGAUAGUAAACAUCCACCUUUAAUCAUAACGUAGAAGAAGCCAGAGGAAGGAUUGGCUAGUAACAUUCAUACAGAAUUUGUUUGGUUUCCAUAUUUAAGCUAGCUUUCAAGGCCAGGCUUAUGUUACUACUGAUGUUAAAUAGGAAAAGGGGUAAAUAGCCAAAGCUACAGCUGCAUCAUUCCAUUCAUGCUUGAAAGAGCUGUCAGGCAAUGGCAGGGGCAGGGUUUUCUCCACAGCCUGUAUUGCAGUGUUAACAUGGGAGAGAACCAAGGCCUUCAUCACAGAAGUGCUCUGAGCAUAAUACAUGAACUUCAGCAACACAGCAGCCCAAAGUGGCUAAAACAGUGAGUUACAUGUCAAAAAAACCUAUACAGGCUGUCCUAAAAAGCAAAACCAACUCAAAGCAGAGCUAGGAUAACCAUUCUGUUCAAAGUACUAGGUCUUGAUUAGUAUUUUGUACUAUUCUACCCAACAACGCCUCUAUUUCCUGGAGGAAAUAAAGCCCCAUAAACUUUUACUGUAAAAUUACAAGAGAGACUCAAAGCAUAAAUCAGGUUUAACUAUUCCUUAUCCUUCACAAUGAAAUUAAACCUGAUUUUGCAGGAAAAAGUUACAAAAUCACUUAGAACUAAGAUAUUUGGAGCGAAGUAAGACCAGAAAAAGAGUGCCAAACUGCUGCUUCAAGUUGUGUCCAACUCUGAAGGAUACAAGAUUUAAACUUUAGCCAAGGGAAAGUAGAUCUAACUCAAUAAAAAGAUAGAAACAAGCUUCUAAAAUGGUAACUCUCUAGCUCUUUGUGGAAAUUUAAGAUAUUCUGGUCACGUUAACACCAUGGUACAACUUUUUUUACAUCAAGGUUUAAAAAUAGAUUUCCUGCCACAUUAAAGGAUUUUUGGGAAGCAGUGUACAAAUCAGAAGUGUCAAAACAAGUGCCUAUUCAAACCAGUUCAAUGCUAAGUCUAGCUUAGGAAAACAAGUUGGAUAUUAAACUGGACGUGUGUUCUGCUUCCAGUGAUGAUAAGAAAUAGCCCCUUCAACUCCCUUAUGUUGCUACAACACAAUUCAACACAUGGUCAGUAUCAAGCUGUCAGUUUAGUUAAUAGUGGAUUUUGACCAGGUGAUUGACACAAAUGUUGCAAGGAUGAAUGUCUCCAUACCACUGUUACAUUAAUUGUACUGAUGGAUCUGAUGUUACUUGAAA
This is a messenger RNA of Pezoporus occidentalis (night parrot), 8363 nucleotides long. It is a transcript of the gene LARP1B, whose product is annotated as La ribonucleoprotein 1B. The record is from RefSeq and is a predicted model, not a curated record. Gene Ontology annotation, molecular function: RNA cap binding. NCBI's taxonomy places the organism in Eukaryota, Metazoa, Chordata, Aves, Psittaciformes, Psittacidae. Bases 1577 to 4015 code for a protein of 812 amino acids. Gene Ontology annotation, cellular component: cytosol; cytoplasmic stress granule. The transcript has 15 exons. Gene Ontology annotation, biological process: positive regulation of translation; mRNA stabilization.